Messenger RNA from Choloepus didactylus (southern two-toed sloth), 2205 nucleotides. It is a transcript of the gene HJV, whose product is annotated as hemojuvelin BMP co-receptor. Gene Ontology annotation, molecular function: coreceptor activity. The coding region runs from base 293 to 1573 and encodes 426 amino acids. The transcript has 4 exons. The record is from RefSeq and is a predicted model, not a curated record. NCBI's taxonomy places the organism in Eukaryota, Metazoa, Chordata, Mammalia, Pilosa, Megalonychidae. Gene Ontology annotation, cellular component: plasma membrane. Gene Ontology annotation, biological process: BMP signaling pathway.
CUCUGGCCAGCCGCAUACCCUCCCUUUUCCCCACAUCAAACCUUCUCUGGCUCCCUGACCUCAGUGAGAUUGCAGCCGGGCUGGGGAUACAAGGAAGACAUGGAGAAAGAGAUGGGGAAUACCCUGGCUGGACCUGACCGACAGAGUAGGCAGUCAUAACUGGAGAAUUGGAUAUCAGAGUAAUGUUUGACCUCUGGAAACAUCCCUUACAGGACGUCUGGUCAAAAUUCACUAGGUAGGAGGGCCAUCAGCUGCAAAGAACUGGAGCCUGGGGGGACUUGGUUGGAUAGGUAUGGGGGAUCCAGGCCAGUCCCCUUGUCCCCGGUCCCCCCAUGGCAGUCCCCCAACUCUAAGCACUCUCACUCUUCUGCUGCUCCUCUGUGGACAUGUUCAUUCCCAAUGCAAGAUCCUCCGCUGCAACGCUGAGUAUGUGUCGUCCACCCUGAGCCUUAGAGGAGGGGGUUCACCAGAAGCACUUCGAGGAGGAGGCCGGGGUGGAGAGGUGGGCUCCGGCGGCCUCUGUCGUGCCCUCCGUUCCUACGCGCUCUGCACUCGGCGCACUGCCCGCACCUGCCGCGGGGACCUCGCCUUCCAUUCGGCGGUGCACGGCAUCGAAGACCUGAUGAUUCAGCACAACUGCUCCCGCCAGGGCCCCACGGCCCCUCCCCCGCCCCGGGGCCCCGCCCUUCCAGGCGCGGGCCCCGCUCGGCCCUCCGGACCCCCAGCCCCGGACCCCUGUGACUAUGAAGGCCGGUUUUCCCGGCUUCACGGUCGACCUCCGGGCUUCUUGCAUUGCGCCUCCUUCGGAGACCCUCACGUGCGCAGCUUUCACCACCACUUUCACACGUGCCGUGUCCAAGGAGCUUGGCCCCUGCUGGAUAACGACUUUCUUUUCGUCCAGGCCACCAGCUCCCCUGUGGCAUCUGGGGCCAACGCCACCACCACCCGGAAGCUCACCAUCAUAUUUAAGAACAUGCAAGAAUGUAUUGAUCAGAAGGUCUACCAGGCUGAAGUGAACAAUCUCCCUGCAGCCUUUCAAGAUGGUUCUAUCAAUGGAGGUGACCGACCUGGAGGCUCAAGUUUGUCCAUUCGAACUACUAACCCUGGGAGCCAUGUGGAGAUCCAAGCUGCCUAUAUUGGCACAACCAUAAUCAUUCGUCAGACAGCUAGGCAGCUCUCUUUCUCCAUCAAGGUAGCUGAGGAAGUGGCCAGGGCCUUCUCAGCUGAGCAAGACCUGCAGCUUUGUGUGGGAGGGUGCCCCCUAAGUCAGCGACUCUCUCGAUCAGAGCGCAGCCGUCGGGGAGCUAUAACCGUUGAUACUGCUAGACAGCUGUGCAAGGAAGGGCUGCCAGUUGAAGAUGCUUACUUCCAUUCAUGUGUCUUUGAUGUUUUAAUCUCUGGUGACCCCAACUUUACUGUAGCAGCUCAGGCAGCUCUGGAGGAUGCCCGAGUCUUCCUGCCAGACUUAGAGAAGCUGCAUCUCUUCCCCUCAGAUGCCGGGGUUCCUCUUUCCUCAGUAACCCUCCUAGUUCCGUUCCUUUCUGGGAUCUUCAUUCUGUGGCUUUGUGUUUGAUAACUAGGCCAGUGAUCCCAUGACCAGUUGGAGAAUGAUUUGGGAAUAGGGGUUGGAAGGGAAGAACAUAAAGAAACACUGAAGGGAAAAUGGGGACUAGGUGACAUUUGAAACAAUGACAUUAAUCCAGUCAUGAGGCUGCAGUUCAGGGUUGAAAUGGUCAGAGGAUAAGGAUUCUGGGCAAGGUUUCUGCAUUCCAGACCUCUCAAUGGAUUUUUCACUAAUUUUCCUAGCCCACUUUAUGGUAAGCAAAUUGUGCCAGCCCAUCUGCUCCUAAGGUCACACCUACAAGCUUAGAGGUUGUGGGGGUCCUGACAUUUUGUAGAAAACCUAAGGGUUGAGACUUCUGAGAAGGAAGAACUGAAAGAGGAAGAUAUGCUUACCACCCAUUAAGAAACUAAAGCUCUAACAUUCUCUUGGAAGGUAGAGAAGGAAGGGAAUGAUUAAGGAAAGAAGUCUAUUUGAUGAAUAUAUAUGUGUAAGGUAUGUUCUGCUUGGUUUAGAAAUAAAGUGGGAUCUGUCUGGAUCUUAGGUGAAGGGAGUCUCUGCCUUUGGAGAAUAACACAGAUAGGACCGAAGCUAUCAUCCUCAUCUCCAACUAAUAUGUCAUUAAAGCUAUGAAUUCUCCCACA